AUGUCCGAGGAGAACGCAGAUGAAGCGGUGGGUGUCAAGCGGCCUCGUCCUGUUUCAUUCACAACCACGAGUACCCCACUGGAAGAUUCCGUGGAUGUCAUCCCACGUGUUAGUCCCCGAACCCCGCUGCCGCUGGCGCGGAAGUCAGUGAUGGGUUCGCCCGUUGGCUCCUUUGGAAAUAACACUCAGAGCGCCACCCCUAUUAAACCGAAGGAGCAGCCAAUGAUUGAGGGAGUGCAAGGCAGCAGCCGCGUUGCCAAGUGGAGCGCCCUGAUUGGCGGUGCCCUCAUGCAGGGUCGAGCCAAGGAGGAGGAGGAACGAAUCAACGCCCUUGCUUUGCGCAUUGUAACUGCCAUUCCCGGCGAUCGUUCCCUGGCAGCAGACGGCUUCCGCGUGCUCUUGGUGAACUUGAGGGACUCUAAGAAUACCAAGCUUCGAGAGGACAUUAUUGAAGGACGAUUGCCGGUGGAAGUGCUGGUGCAUAUGUCAGAGAGGGAUUUGCUGAACCCGGAGGCGAGGAAAAAUCAAGAGGAGGAAUUCUUGAAGCGGAGCAAGGACACCGACCUAAGUGAAAUACGGAGGGCAAUGGCCACCAAGUCAACUCUUUUUCCUUGUCCGUCAUGCAAGGCGAGGGAUUGUUCAUGGACACAGAAGCAAACGCGUUCUGCCGAUGAACCCAUGACCGUCUUUUGUAUCUGUAAUGUUUGUGAUCACAAGUGGAGACGCUACUGA
This is a messenger RNA of Trypanosoma cruzi, 732 nucleotides long. RefSeq names its product transcription elongation factor, putative. Gene Ontology annotation, molecular function: DNA-directed RNA polymerase activity; nucleic acid binding; zinc ion binding. Gene Ontology annotation, biological process: termination of RNA polymerase III transcription; DNA-templated transcription. The transcript has a single exon. Bases 1 to 732 code for a protein of 243 amino acids. Lineage: Eukaryota; Euglenozoa; Kinetoplastea; Trypanosomatida; Trypanosomatidae. The record is from RefSeq and is a predicted model, not a curated record. Gene Ontology annotation, cellular component: RNA polymerase III complex.